Molecule: messenger RNA, 2771 nt
Organism: Chiloscyllium plagiosum (whitespotted bambooshark)
Lineage: Eukaryota; Metazoa; Chordata; Chondrichthyes; Orectolobiformes; Hemiscylliidae
Product: sodium/mannose cotransporter SLC5A10
Biological process (GO): transmembrane transport
Cellular component (GO): plasma membrane
Molecular function (GO): D-glucose:sodium symporter activity
Source: RefSeq, a predicted model, not a curated record
UCUGGACAACGCCAACAUGGCCUUCCUGCUCGUAUACUCUAUGCCAUGACUGAUAAAGAGACUCCACUGGUAGCCAAACUCGAACUGUAUUCGUACAGCUUCAACGUACACAAACUCAAGGGAAGCAAUGGAGAUGAAUGGAACUGGCGGCUAUUAUUUCUCUGCUCAAUCCUUCAGCAUCUCUGAUAUUAUAGUCAUUGUGGCAUAUUUUGUGCUGAAUGUAUUUGUUGGAAUAUGGUCCACAUGCAGAGUAAGCAGGAACACACUCAGUGGAUACUUUCUUGCAGGUAGAAAUAUGGCAUGGUGGCCUAUUGGGGCAUCGUUAUUUGCCAGCAGUGAAGGCUCCGGACUGUUCAUUGGGCUGGCUGGCACUGGGGCAGCUGGAGGAAUUGCUGUGGCUGGAUUUGAGUGGAAUGCCACCUAUGUGCUUUUAAUGCUGGCUUGGAUAUUUGUGCCUGUCUAUAUAUCAUCUGGAAUAGUGACUAUGCCUGAAUACCUUCAAAAGAGAUUUGGCGGGGAAAGGAUCCGGAUGUAUUUAUCUGCCCUAUCACUUCUGUUGUCUGUAUUCACCAAGAUAUCUACAGAUUUGUAUUCAGGAGCCUUGUUUGUGCAAGUGUGCCUUGGAUGGAAUCUCUACUUGUCGACAAUUCUGAUGCUGGUCGUCACAGCUCUCUACACUAUAGCAGGUGGUCUGGCUGCAGUUAUCUACACAGACACUCUCCAGACAGUCAUCAUGAUUAUUGGAACAGUGAUACUGACCAUUGCAGCUUUUAAUAAGAUCGGAGGGUACCACAACUUGGAAAGUGUAUACCUAAAGGCAGUUCCAACAAAGAUUAUUCCCAACACAACGUGCCAUCUCCCCAGGGCAGAUGCCAUGCAUCUGUUCAGAGACCCAGUGACUGGAGAUCUCCCAUGGACCGGCAUGAUCUUUGGACUGAGCAUCCUGGCGAUGUGGUAUUGGUGCACAGAUCAGGUAAUUGUGCAACGGUCACUAUCUGCGAAGAACCUGAGCCAUGCAAAGGGUGGUUCAAUACUGGCAAGCUAUCUCAAAAUGCUGCCUAUGAUUUUCAUUAUAAUGCCCGGGAUGAUCAGCCGUGCCCUCUAUCCAGAUUCAGUUGCCUGUGUUGAUCCUGAAGAAUGUAUAAAGGUGUGUGGCACUGAAGUGGGAUGCUCUAACAUUGCUUUCCCAAAACUCGUGAUUGAGCUGAUGCCUGAUGGCCUACGUGGACUUAUGAUUGCAGUGAUCAUGGCUGCUCUCAUGUCAUCUCUGACGUCAAUAUUUAACAGCAGCAGUACAUUGUUUACCAUGGACAUCUGGAGAAAGAUUCGGAAGGAUGCCAGUGAACGGGAAUUACUGCUGGUUGGAAGGAUUGUGACAGUGAUACUAGUUGCAGUGAGCUUGGUAUGGAUCCCAAUAUUGCAAAGUGCGAACAGCGGACAACUCUUUAACUAUAUUCAGUCGGUGACCAGCUAUUUAGCUCCUCCCGUAACUGCAGUGUUUGUUCUUGCUGUGUUUUGGAAAAGAACUAAUGAACCUGGUGCGUUCUGGGGACUGAUGGUUGGACUAGUGGUUGGCCUGGUGCGAAUGGCCAUGGAGUUUGUGUAUCCCUCGCCACGCUGUGGGGUGUAUGACCUAAGGCCGCUUCUGUUGAAGAAGGUUCACUAUCUCCACUUUGCAGUAAUUCUGUGCACCCUCACGGCUCUAAUCGUUGUGGUAAUCAGCCUGCUGACAAAGCCUCCGCAUGAAAGUCAGUUGAAAAAUGUUACGUGGUGGACAAUUUCACAAGACAGAAGGCAGCCUGACAUCAUCCUUCAAAAGAUAUCUCCAGAACGGCACACCUGGGACAAUAGAACUGAAGGUGCUGAGGAGAUUAUACAACAGAAAUGGUCAUGGAUUAACCUGUUCUGUAGUACUAAGACAAGCAGAGACAACAUGCCUGUUCAAUGUGACCUCACUGAUAUCCAUGAGAACCCAUUUUGGUCCCGAGUGUGUUGUAUAAAUGCAAUCAUUCUCAUGUGUGUGAACAUUUUCCUUUACGCAUACUUCGCUUGAGAAAGAAAAUUACCUGAAAGAAGCCUGGAUGAAAGAGUUUGUGAUGUGAUAUAUGUGGAAAGGAAUAUUCAAUGGUAUAUGUGGAACAAUUGAUUUCACAUCGGUCCCCUCACAAUUGCUCUAUUCACUGUUUUUAAAACUUCCUGUAGUGCUGCAGCCCUCCAAGAUAUAUCCAAAUUUGGCCUCCUGCAUAUUACUGAUUUGAGUUUCUCCAUCAUUAGCAAUGAUGCCUUCAGCUGCCCUGGCCCUAAUCUUUGGGAUUUGCUCUCUAAAUCUCUCUGCCUUUCCAUCUCUCCCUCAUCCUUUAAUAGGCUCUUUGAAGCCUGCCUAUUCAACAAAGCUUUUGCUUGUGAUCAGUGUCAAAUUUUGCUUGAUAAUGCUCAAUGUGAUGUUUCACUACAUUAAAGGAGCUGUAUAAAUGCAAGUUGUUGUUAUACUACUACCUACAGCUUUGAGGCCCUACAGUGUUUAUUCCCAUAAACUGACAAUUAAAAAGUUGCUUUAUUUGGCAAGUACUUACAAGAAAACCUGUCAGAAAUGCUGGGAAGAUGCAACAGUUAAUGAGCAUCUGUGAAGAGAUCAGAAAGUCCUGACUUUUCUGGUGUGUGUCCUGUGUAUUGUUUCUAUUUCAGAUUCCAGUGCAUUUUGGUCUUAAUCUUACUGUUCCAAUGUGAUGUGGGUGACAUGAAUAAUUAUUAAAAUUAACUUUUCUUCAAUA